AUCCAGGCUGCCAAAAAUAAAACAAUUGACGGAGAGAUGGAGGAAGACGACAAAGUAAGGAUUUCCAAGAAAUGGCUUCAACAACUAUCAAGGGGUGUAGGUAGCCCUGUGGAUGUCUCCACUUCACAGAGCUUACAAGUUAUUCAUGCACAAAAGGGUAUUAUGCGGUGCUGUUUCGUCGUCUCAGAAAGACUAACGGAUGGUAAUGGAAACUGGCAUGUUGGAGCCAUGGCUACGCUAAUAGACAAUAUUGCAGGAGCUACGGUGCACUCAUUUGCUGGCCAAAUUAGACCAACUCUCGAUUUCAGCAUGUCAUAUUAUUCAUCUCCAAAAGUUCAAGAAGAAGUAGAGAUAGAGGCAAAGGUGGUCGGAGAGAAGGCAAAGCUAACAUCUGUGUUGAUAGAAAUCAGGAAGAAGGAAAAUGGAGAAGUAAUUGGUUUAGGGAAGCAAUGGACGGCUUCGAACAAUUAUGCAGGCAGAGGAAGUGAACUGUGGACGGCUUUAAAUGGCAACCAUAAUGCUAGCUCAGCAAGAAGCAAGCUUUGAUCCAGCAACCUCACUACAAUAAA
Manihot esculenta (cassava) is the source of this 569-nucleotide messenger RNA. RefSeq lists its product as uncharacterized. Bases 37 to 546 code for a protein of 169 amino acids. Gene Ontology annotation, molecular function: fatty acyl-CoA hydrolase activity. The transcript has 3 exons. Lineage: Eukaryota; Viridiplantae; Streptophyta; Magnoliopsida; Malpighiales; Euphorbiaceae. The record is from RefSeq and is a predicted model, not a curated record.